UCCGUGUGCGCGAAGAAGGUCAGGCUGAGGGAGGAGGAGACGCGCUGAAACGAUCCUCUCCACCGAAUCAUUGACAGCGUCCCGGUUACCCUACAGAGUUUUUCGGUUGCAGCAGGAUUUCAGGAGGUUAAACAGGAUGAGUUCAGCCGGACUGGAGAAGCUGCGGAUGACCGGCGCGGGAAGAGCCAUCGCCGCGUUAACGAGCGGAGGAGACGCGCAAGGUAUGAACGCAGCCAUCCGCGCUGUGACACGAAUGGGCAUCUAUGUGGGCGCCAAGGUGUAUCUGGUUUACGAGGGUUAUCAAGGGCUGGUGGACGGAGGAGACAAUAUUAAAUUGGCCAACUGGCAGAGCGUCACCGAUAUAAUCCAGCUGGGAGGAACAGUGAUCGGCAGUGCCCGCUGUAAAGCCUUCACUACACGCGAGGGCCGGUUAGCGGCAGCGUUUAAUCUGGUGAAGCGUGGCAUCUCUAACCUGUGUGUGUGUGGAGGAGACGGCAGCCUCACCGGAGCAAACAUCUUCAGGGCCGAGUGGAGCGGGCUUCUGGAAGAGCUCGUCCAGAAAGGUCGUAUCACAGCAGAGACGGCACAGAAGCACGGGCACCUUAACAUCGUGGGUCUGGUGGGCUCCAUUGAUAAUGAUUUCUGCGGCACAGACAUGACGAUCGGUGCUGAUUCUGCCCUCAAUCGCAUCACUGAGAUCAUCGACGCCAUCACCACCACUGCAACCAGCCAUCAGCGCACAUUUGUGCUGGAGGUGAUGGGCCGUCACUGCGGGUAUCUGGCGCUGGUUUCAGCUCUGGCGUCUGGAGCUGAUUGGCUGUUUAUCCCAGAAGCUCCUCCUGAGGACGGAUGGGAGGAGCUCAUGUGUGCUCGACUGGAAGAGAGCCGCAGUAAAGGAUGCAGACUGAACAUCAUCAUCAUCGCUGAAGGAGCCAUAAGCAGAAGUGGAGAAGCCAUAACCUCCAACUAUAUCAAAGACCUGGUGGUGUCGCGGCUGGGUUAUGACACGCGGGUCACUGUUCUGGGUCACGUGCAGCGCGGUGGGACACCGUCAGCCUUUGACAGAGUGCUGAGCAGUAAGCUGGGUGUGGAGGCCGUUGUGGCUCUGCUAGAAGCGACUCCAGACACUCCUGCGUGUGUGAUCGGCCUGUCGGGAAACCAGGCUGUGCGGCUGCCGCUUGUGGAGGCCGUGGAGAUGACUAAAGAGGUUCAGAGGGCCAUGAAUGAGAAGCGCUUCGAAGAGGCCAUUCAGUUACGUGGCAGGAGCUUUGAGAACAACUGGAGCAUUUAUAAGCUGUUGGCGUAUCAGAAACCUGCUGCGGUUCAGAGUGAACACUCCAUUGCCAUUCUGAAUGUUGGCGCUCCAGCGGCAGGCAUGAAUGCAGCAGUUCGCUCAGCUGUGAGAGUGGCUCUAGCCAGCGGACACCGCGUGUUCAUCGUCAACGACGGCUUCGAGGGGCUGGCCAAAGGAGCGGUGAAUGAAGUGUCCUGGAAUCAGGUGGCUGGUUGGACGGGUCUGGGCGGAUCUCUGCUGGGAACUAAACGAACCCUCCCGAGCACCUGCAUGGACAAACUGGUGGAAAACCUCAACAAGUUCAGCAUCCACUCACUGCUGGUCAUCGGUGGUUUCGAGGCGUAUGAAGGUGUUCUGGAGCUGGUGGAAGCGAGAGGCCGCUAUGAUGAACUAUGUAUUCCCAUGUGCAUCAUCCCUGCUACCAUCAGCAACAAUGUGCCAGGAACUGAGUUCAGUCUGGGCAGCGAUACUGCUGUUAAUGCAGCCAUGUCUAGCUGUGAUAAGAUCAAGCAGUCGGCCUCGGGAACCAAGAGGAGAGUGUUUGUAGUGGAGACUAUGGGUGGAUAUUGUGGUUAUCUGGCAACCACCACUAGCAUCGCUGUCGGUGCAGAUGCUGCGUACAUAUUUGAAGAUCCUUUCAACAUCCAUGACCUCACGACCAAUGUGGUGCAUUUGACAGAGAAAAUGAAGAAGGACAUUCAGAGAGGUCUAGUGCUGAGGAAUGAGAAGUGCCAUGAGCACUAUACCACUGAUUUCAUCCAUAAGCUUUACUCCGCCGAGGGGAAAGGUGUGUUCGACUGCAGAGUUAAUAUCCUGGGACAUCUGCAGCAGGGUGGAGUUCCUACUCCCUUUGACAGAAACUACGGCACUAAACUGGGAGUUCGGGCUGUUCAGUGGCUGACGGAGAAGAUGAACGACAGCUUCAGACAAGGUCGUGUGUUUACGAACACUCCAGACACAGCCUGUGUGGUGGGCCUGUACAAGAAGGCUAUGACCUUCAGUCCUGUCACUGAGCUGAAGGAACAGACUGACUUUGAACACCGGAUGCCCAAGACGCAGUGGUGGCUGAAUCUGCGGCUGAUGCUGAAGAUGUUGGCGAAGUACCAGACAUCCUUCAAUGAGUACGUGACGGGAGAGAUUGAACAUGUGACCCGGCGCUCGCUCAGCAUCGACACUGGCUUCUAAAACACACACCGCUACUGCCAUCCAGAAACUAACACACACCACUGCCACUUCAGCGUUAAACGGGUAAACACCUCAUCCUUUAGUGAGUAAAGGAGGGUGAACUCCAGCUCUGUGCCUAUAACUGAUCAUAUCCUCUGCAUUUGCACCAUGUUUACACUGGUUUACGUCACUCCUGUUAUUAUCUAGAUAGCUAUAAACAAUGCUCAUAUCCUUAUAUUACUUGGUUAGCAUUUACAAUUGAGGAUUGAUUUCUGUCAAUUUAAUGUGUUGUGUUUUUUGAUAAAGCCAGCACAUGAUGGUUCUGGUUUUUUAGCAACAAUCUCAUUAUUUUAAUAAGCAGCUGUAGCAAUGCCAGCGUUAUAAACCACACUUUAAAAUAAGAUCUCAUUUAUAAACACGAGUAAAUGAAUUUAUUGUGUUCAGAUGCCAUCAUUUAACCAAAUCAAUAUACUGACAGACUUUGGCAGAACCACU
Danio aesculapii is the source of this 2953-nucleotide messenger RNA. RefSeq names its product phosphofructokinase, liver a (gene pfkla). Gene Ontology annotation, cellular component: 6-phosphofructokinase complex; membrane; cytoplasm. Lineage: Eukaryota; Metazoa; Chordata; Actinopteri; Cypriniformes; Danionidae. Gene Ontology annotation, molecular function: 6-phosphofructokinase activity; identical protein binding; fructose-6-phosphate binding. The record is from RefSeq and is a predicted model, not a curated record. Bases 137 to 2479 code for a protein of 780 amino acids. The transcript has 22 exons. Gene Ontology annotation, biological process: fructose 6-phosphate metabolic process; canonical glycolysis; fructose 1,6-bisphosphate metabolic process.